AUGUAUCAUGGAAAAAAGACAGUACGACGUGGUGGUGGUAAUUCUCAACUACGAGGUCAAAAUACAACAAAAACUAGACCAAUGACUCGACAACAAAAUGCGUUGUUAUGUGAAAAUGAUCAAACUAAAGAAAAUGAUGAAAAAUUUGCAUUAGUUGAAUUCUUAUUGAAUAAGAAACUAUUGGUUGUCAAUCACAAUGAUUUAAUUAAUCUAAACAAACAAGGGAAAAUAAAAUUAGGUUCAGAUGUUUUAGUCAAAAUGAAUGAUGAAAAAUCAACUUCUGCAAUUUUGUUUUGUGUUGGUAAGCGGAGAGAUCAAUACGUAGAAAAGUGGACUUGUACUGUUCUAUAUUUUCUAGGUUCACAACAAGAAUGUUUGAACGAAUUAAAUAUUAUUAAAUGUCAACGUGAUAGCAAAAUGAAUUCUGAUUAUGAUGAUAGUCUUGAUGAUACUCCAUUAUUAACUACAACGAGAGUACCAGAACCAGCACAAAAAUAA
This is a messenger RNA of Rotaria sp. Silwood2, 498 nucleotides long. NCBI's taxonomy places the organism in Eukaryota, Metazoa, Rotifera, Eurotatoria, Philodinida, Philodinidae. The record is from the annotation of a GenBank genome assembly.